Cokeromyces recurvatus is the source of this 1638-nucleotide messenger RNA. Its product is annotated as aspartic peptidase domain-containing protein. Lineage: Eukaryota; Fungi; Mucoromycota; Mucoromycetes; Mucorales; Mucoraceae. Gene Ontology annotation, biological process: proteolysis. Bases 92 to 1429 code for a protein of 445 amino acids. The record is from RefSeq and is a predicted model, not a curated record. Gene Ontology annotation, molecular function: aspartic-type endopeptidase activity. The transcript is spliced from 3 exons.
UUUUUUUUUUUUUUGAAUUUGUUCCUAUAAAUUUAACUUUGAUUCUAUAGACGACUUCAACAAUUAAGUGUAUAUAUCUUCAUUUUAUUUAAUGAAAUCAACUUUAUUUUAUCUUGCAACACUUUUAUUAACAUCAGUUGCUACUGCCGAUACAAUCCAAAAAAUCCCUUUAUAUUAUAAACGAUCCAGUAAACCCGAUUAUGCACUAGGCGAGGCCGAAAAUUUACAAAAUGGAAUGCUAGGUGGCGUUGUUGAGAUUGGUAACCCACCUCAAAAGCUUAUCAUGGCAUUUGAUACUUCCUCUGGAUUUUCUUGGGUACGCGAUAUUCAUUGUGACACUAAAGACUGUCGAUGUCGUGAAGCAUAUAAUCCUAGAAACUCAACGACAUCUAUCUCUACUGGUCGAUCAUUUGAAAUGGAUUAUGGUAAAGGCAUCGUUCGUACAACCCUCUAUAAAGAUACCUUUAGGUUUGCAGGAUUAACUGUGAAGCAUAUGCCCUUUGGUGGUGCGUACGAUAUGAAACAUUUUAAUAAAGGAUUUGAUGGCUAUCUUGGUCUCGGUAGAAAUGUUGACCUUGAUCCACCACAUAAACAUCAUUCAAAGCGUGAUCUUAGCGAUUCUGGCUUUAUUCCUAAUGCUUAUCAACAAAGUACUGGGUUAACAAGUGCACAGUUUGGUAUGUACACUACUAUUUCAAGUGGUAGUGGCUUCUCUGAUUCUGGCUUCUCUGAUUCUGGUUCUUCAUCAUCCAAUUCUGGUCCUACAUCAUCUAAUUCUGGCUCUGUGUCAUCCAAUUCUGGUUCAUCCAGUUCUGGUUCAUCCAAUGUAACACCAGGUGGUUUUGGUGUUUUAAAGCGUUGUGUAAAUCAGCCUGCUGGUUAUCUUGUUAUUGGUGGUGUUGAUUAUAAUGCUAUCAAAGGAGAUUUGUAUUAUGUCAACAUUGACGAUAAGAAAUCUAAGACUGGUAGUUGGGAAGUUCCUGUAACAGCUUUCAAGUUCAAAAAUGACCUUCGUUUCAAUGUGAGUCAUAACGCAAAGGCUGUUUUCAGUUCAUCUACAGAUGUUAUUGGAUUACCAAAUAAGCAAGCCGAGAUAUUUAGAAAGCAUUGGUAUGCUGAAUACGAUGAACCAGAUAAUACUUUUAAAAUCCCUUGCUGCUUAAUGGAUCACCUCACUUCUCUCCAGAUUACAUUUGGUAAUGUAAAAGCGACUGUUCCUCCUGGAUAUUGGAGUAGACCUCGUAAAGUGAACACUUGUUGCGAAAUGUGCCGUACUCAUAUUGGUAAGAGUGACUCGGACACUGAUUAUGUCAUUGGAUCAGCUUUCACCAAUGCUUUUUAUACACAAUUUGAUAUGAGCGACAAUAAAAUUGGCUUGGCUAUUAAGAAGCAUCAAGCUAAUAAUGGACUUAAACUAUGUAAAGUUUAAAAUAAAAUCGCAUGAUAUAAAAACAAAACCAAUAUAGGUAUAUAUACACAUAUAAAAAUCUAUCUAUUUCCACUCUCACUAUAGAUCAUUAAAGAUGCAUACUUCCAAUGUUGAAAGAGUUACAUUAUUUAAUUCCUUUUGUUUUGUACUACUCAACUAUUCUACAAAGAUAACAAUAUAUAAUAAUAAUAAAAAUAUGUACUCUUCCC